Stylophora pistillata is the source of this 3634-nucleotide messenger RNA. RefSeq names its product bifunctional 3'-5' exonuclease/ATP-dependent helicase WRN. Gene Ontology annotation, molecular function: ATP binding; nucleic acid binding; 3'-5' DNA helicase activity. Gene Ontology annotation, cellular component: chromosome; nucleoplasm; nucleus. The record is from RefSeq and is a predicted model, not a curated record. NCBI's taxonomy places the organism in Eukaryota, Metazoa, Cnidaria, Anthozoa, Scleractinia, Pocilloporidae. Gene Ontology annotation, biological process: DNA replication; double-strand break repair via homologous recombination; telomere maintenance.
ACAUGGCGUCUGGUAAAUCGAACAUUUUGCCUACGGAUUUUAUGAUUAUUCUUGAAUUGGGAAAUUAUGAAUAGUUAUAAGAAUGGAGUUAUACAUGGGAGGGUGUUGACGGUCCUGAAUAUUUUGCGAGAUAUUUCAGAAGCCGUCACCGCAAGCGACGUGAUUUCUGCUCAAGAAACUAAGGUAGAUUCCCUACUGUCGGAUAUUGAGUCAAGUGCUGCCGAGCUACACGAGCUGUUUGUUGGAAAGAUGGAUGAGGACACCUCAAAAGACUCAGGAAACACCAGCUUUGGGGAGGACUCUAGGGAUGCCAGUGGAAAACUGAUUUUAAGCAGUUCUCACUGUGAUGACUCACAUGAACUGAUUGAGUUGAGUGAUGAUGAGUUUGAUCAAGCAAUGGCGGAGGUUGACAUUGAAGAAUUGUGUAAUCAAAGUCAAGCUGAUUCAGAGAUUUUAGAUGCUGGAAACAAGGAUGUUGACCAAUCAACAGAAAAUGAAGUAGAUAUGAAUGACAUUAAACCAGAUGCUGAACACAUAGAUGUGUUAAAGAAAUAUUUUGGCCAUUCUAAGUUCAGACCUAUGCAGUGGAAGAUAAUCAAUGAAGUGCUUAACUCUAAACGAGAUGUUUGUGUUGUAAUGGCAACAGGAUAUGGAAAGAGUUUAUGUUACCAGUACCCGUCUUUGUAUUCUGGAGGAACAACAGUUGUUAUAUCACCUCUAAUCUCACUUAUGGAGGAUCAAGUUACAAAGCUUGGGCUUUACAGCAUCGCAGCUUGUUAUCUUGGGUCUGCUCAAAGCAAUAAUGCUGAAGUAAAAGCUGGAGUUUUGAGUGGACAAUAUAGAGUGGUAUACUUGACUCCUGAAUAUGUUUCCACAGACACUACAUUUCUAGCCCAAGUGCAGAUGUCUGUAGGUUUGACACUAGUUGCAAUAGAUGAAGCACAUUGUGUGUCUCAGUGGGGUCAUGACUUCAGAUCCUCGUAUCGUACCCUCGGAUGUAUCAGGGAUAAACUUCCUACUGUUCCCAUCGUUGCCUUGACAGCCACUGCUACUCCUGCUGUAAGAAGAGACAUCUGUCAGUCUCUGAAACUGAGAAAUCCUGCUUUUGUUUGUACUGGAUUUGACAGUCACUUACUGAAUGAUAUCACAGCACAGUCAUUCAAGGAGCAUAAACUAGGGAUGCUAAACGAGCUUGAACAGUAUUUGUCUACAACAGAAUGUAGGAGAAGAACAAUUUUAGCUUACUUUGAGAAUUCAGUUGAGAAGGGCAUUGGUGGAAGAGAUGACUGUUCCUGCAAGAAGGCUGUUAUUGAUGUUGUCAUGUUAGGAUUUUAUUUGUUUGUCUACAGAAAUAAGAUUGAGUAUUGUUUUGAUGGUCCAACAAUUGUUUACUGUCCAACAAAGAAGGCAACAGAAACAGUUGUCAGUGAACUCCAUGGUCUUGGGGUGAGAUGUGAAUUUUAUCAUGCUGGCCUAAGCCCCAAGGAAAGGAAAAGAGUUCAUCAUCUCUUUAUAAGAGACAAUAUUCAGUGCAUAGUUGCAACAGUGGCCUUUGGAAUGGGGAUUGAUAAGCCAGAUGUGAGAAAAAUUAUCCAUUAUGGAGCACCAAAGGAUAUUGAAUCUUAUUACCAAGAAAUGGGUCGAGCUGGUCGCGAUGGCCUUCCCAGUACAUGUCAUGUGUUUUACAGCAUAGCUGACUUUUCCCUUAACCGUCACUUACUGAAUGAUAUCACAGCACAGUCAUUCAAGGAGCAUAAACUAGGGAUGCUAAACGAGCUUGAACAGUAUUUGUCUACAACAGAAUGUAGGAGAAGAACAAUUUUAGCUUACUUUGAGAAUUCAGUUGAGAAGGGCAUUGGUGGAAGAGAUGACUGUUGUGACAAUUGCCGGAACAGGGCUCUUAACCCACAUGUGAAAGAUGACAAGAGAGACUUUACAAAAGAAGCUAAACUGUUGCUCAAUGCUGUAAUGAUCGCAGGGAAUGGUUCCUAUGGUAUAUCAAUUCCUAUUUUGAUGCUCCGGGGCUCAAAUAAUCAAAGAGUGCCAAGAUGGCUGACCAGGAAAAAAGAGUUUGGGGCUGGCAAUUUUCAUCCAGAGAAGUGGUGGAAGAGCUUUGGGCGCCAGCUUAUUAACCAGGGCUUUCUUAAGGAAAAGUCAAAUCCUGGUGGAUUUGGUUCUCUCACAGCUCUCUCAGCUAAAGGAGAGAACUGGCUGAAAGAAGCAGUGUGGAAUGAUUCUGUCAAAAUGGAGCUGAUCCCCAACCAGGAUCUGUUGGCAACAGAGAAACAACUUCAACCAACAGCCAGUUUGAUUAUAAAUGGUAGAGGCUAUCAAAAUGCCCCAAAGAGCUUUGUUCGCGUGUUGUAUGUUAACUCGUGUGACGUCAACAUUCAGCCUGCUGUUCCAUCUUCACCAACUUGGAAUGAGAAUCGUGUACCUCUGACUACUUUGCCUCAAGUAACACAACAAGAGCCCUUCAUGGACGAAAAAGAAUUAGAACUUCAAGGAUCGUUAUACACAACUCUCAUAAUGCUCAGGGCAGAACUCUCUCACUCGCUGGACUGUCCGCCUUACAUGAUUGCUACAAAUAAGAUUCUUCUGGACAUUGCUAAAUACAGGUAUUCAGAGAACCGUUUGGCUGUAGCUUGUAUUAUAUUGCUGAGGUUUAGAUAUAGUGAUCACCUUGCAAUCUUUACUACUCAGUCCCAGACCUAUGUGGUGGAACCUUUGGGAGCACCUCGUCACGAACUGAGCCAAACAGUGCUUACCACCUUCAACAUGUUUCACGAAAAACAGAUGACCAUUAAAGAUGUGGCUAAAACUCGGAACAUGGUGGAAGGAACAAUUUUUGGCCAUCUUGCGGAGGCUUUGAAGGCAAAUUACCCAGUGGACUAUAAGAGGGCGGGAAUCACUGAAGAAAUCCAAGAACUGGUAACAAGAACAAUCAGAUCGCCUCCAAUUAACUCAGACAUAAGCAGAUUAUCAACCAUAAAAGAUCGCUUGCCUCUUCAUGUGUCCUAUGGCCAUAUUAAACUGGUCAUCGCCAUUUUGGAGCUGUCAUGUGGCGCGAUCUCUCAUGGCACUUCAGCGCAAACAAUGAGCGAUAGGUCUUUCGCAUCGGGCACCCAACUGAGAAAUACCCCAAGUAAGCCAGCUACGCAUUCUCAGGAAACAGCGAGAAAACUUCCAGGAUGGCUGUCUGGCAAGCCAGGAGGAAAGAGGAAGAACCCUUUUUGAAAGCAAAACUAAGGGUAUAAAGCUUGCUACUUUUACUGUUUGCUAUAGAAGAUUGGUGCUCCAGUUGCAAUUACAGGGGUUUAGUUUAGUCUCAUUAACGGUGGUAACUUUCGGCCUUCUCCCAGAAAAAAAAUACCUAUUGAUAAAAAAAAAAAAAACUUUUGUCAGGUUUUCCGUUGCACAUUUUUGCUUCGUUAAAUUCCGUGGCUUUACUUGUUCGCUGAAGAAAUCUCCUUUGGAAGACUGGUUUCAUUCAUACAACCCAAGAAGGACUACUUGUUCGUGAAAGAGGAUUGUUUUGUACAUUAGAGCAAAUACAAAUGUAUAAAAUAUAAAUUAUUUGUCUAUCAAAGUACACAUGUAACCAGUUGUGGAAAUAAACUGAGAUUUAAAGUUA